AUGGAGGCUCGCCUGGGCGCUGUUGUCGCCUUGUUUUUGGCGCUCGCUGCGAUCCAAUUUGUCAUCGACGCCGAUCUGCCGGCGAGCUCUUACACCACUGCUAUGCAGAUGCUGACGCUGGUCAGCUACUGCGUCCUAAUCCUGAUGCUGGAGCAGGCUCUGAUCGACGUGAUGGUCAGCGGACUCUCGCACCAGACCAGCGCCGACGCCGACGCCGACGUGGACGCGCGCGCCGCUGCUGCCCGCGGUCGCAGCCUGGCAUCCAAGCUGCGCACCCUGCUGGACGAGCCGAGGAGGGGGUCCCUGACAGCAAAGUCGGCGACCACAAACGACCCGCGCCACGGCGUCAACCCCAGCCUCAAGCAGCAGCAGCCGCAAAAGCAGCAGCAGGAGCACCUUCAGGGGCAAGAGCAGCAGGACGAGGGCGCCGAAGCCUCGGCCCCCGCCGGCCUCGGCGUGCACAUUGGCAGCGGGUCGUCCCCGAAAGACGUCGAACGGGGCCCAGCGGCGCAGCCGUCCCUUCGCCCGCAGCAGCGGAGCGCCCUGCUGCCGCAGGCGUCGGUGGGGGCAGGGGGCCCGGCGGGGCCGGUGCGCAGCUGCCGGGCAUGGCCGUGUGCGCUGUGGGAACGAGCCAGGACGCGGGUGGUGGUGGAGAUGCAGGCGCUCAAAGAGGACCCAGUUUACGCCGACAGGAUCUCCCACAUCCUGAACAAGUUCAUUGCCUACAACAUUUGCGCUGUGCUGGUGUUCGUCAUCAGCGCCUACCGCUGGCGGCAAUAG
Molecule: messenger RNA, 780 nt
Organism: Monoraphidium neglectum
Lineage: Eukaryota; Viridiplantae; Chlorophyta; Chlorophyceae; Sphaeropleales; Selenastraceae
Exons: 6
Coding region: 1-780 (259 amino acids)
Source: RefSeq, a predicted model, not a curated record